GAUUUCCCGGAUUACUUGCCUCUGACGCUGAGCAAAUCGACAUGGACACUCCACGAGAACACGACUCACUUCGGGAUCAGCUCCGAGGAAGACGAACACGACUGGGCGUCGGUGUUCCCCGACGGCAACGGCUUCGUCCGCCUCGGCCCUUCCAAGCGCCUCUUCGCGCUGUCCGCGUUCCACGAGAUGCACUGCAUGCAGAGCGUCCGGCGGGCGCUCGUCCAAGAGGGCCAUGGGGACGGGCAUGUACAGCACUGUCUCAAUUAUCUGCGCCAGAUGAUCCUGUGCCACGCAAAUAUACAGCUGGAGCCAGUGAGAGAGGACGGGACGGUGGCCUGGGGCCGGGAACGGACGUGUCGGGACCGGGAGGAGUUGUAUGAUUGGUUGGGAAAGAAUAUGGCAGAGUACAGGGCCUGGCGAUGGAAUAAGUAG
Gloeophyllum trabeum ATCC 11539 is the source of this 432-nucleotide messenger RNA. RefSeq lists its product as uncharacterized. The annotation marks the transcript as partial. The record is from RefSeq and is a predicted model, not a curated record. The transcript has a single exon. NCBI's taxonomy places the organism in Eukaryota, Fungi, Basidiomycota, Agaricomycetes, Gloeophyllales, Gloeophyllaceae. Gene Ontology annotation, biological process: mycotoxin biosynthetic process.